Oikopleura dioica is the source of this 261-nucleotide messenger RNA. The record is from the annotation of a GenBank genome assembly. NCBI's taxonomy places the organism in Eukaryota, Metazoa, Chordata, Appendicularia, Copelata, Oikopleuridae.
AUGCCUUUGAUCAGAGAUCGACGAAUUUCCAACUUUCAGUCGUUUCUUGAUAGAGAUUUCGAGAUGAUGCUGAGCAUGAGAAGAUCAGUUACCGACGUUCACCGCCGGGCAAACUCAAUUUACUCGAGUGUUCGACCACUAAAGAUGGAAUACCACAGGGCAACAACAAAUGUCGAGUAUUUGCGCGAAAGAAGCAUCGAAAGCCGCAAAAAACUAGAAGACUAUCUUUUGCGACCUGAUAUUCGCCGCUUGAAAGUUUAA